AUGGCCCCCUCCCAUCGCAAUAAUGUCCCCCGACCUCUACAGACCACCUCACACGAAUCGACCGGUCUUCGACAACGACUGGUCGAUUUGUUGCACUGUUUUCGUAAGGAAAAUGCACACAAAUUCGCGACAAAAAUGAUGUUUUUGAUCUUAUUCUUGGUGAACAACAUCAUUUUGACGUGCCUAUUCGUGUGGAUCAACUUGAAAUACACGGAACAGAUCAGCCACGAGGUAUCUGAAUCGUGUCUGGGGACUUUUGAGUAUCCUUACCAAAUGACAUAUCGUGAGUUUGGUUAUAUUGUUUUAGGUUUUAGGCUUAAGUUUGUGUCUAAAAUGGCAUUUUUGGUCGAAAAUGGAUUUUUUAAUGAAAUUUAGGGCCAAAGAUGAAAUUCUGUGAACUUUUAGAUCAAAAAAUGAAAUUCUAAGAACUUUUGGACCAAAAAUAAACUCUAAGAACUCAUGAACCAAAAAAAUUAAAAUUUUACGAAAUUUUUUGAAAUUUCAAUUUUUCAGAUUCCGCCGUAGCCUAUUUCUCAUUACUAUCACUACUAAUAAUCGCAUUAAUAAUGUUCAUGCAAUUAAAGCAGUUCAAAAUACCCUCCCAAAUAUAUUUUAUCAUCUCACUGUAAGUUCAUCUUGACGUUUUUCAAAAAUAAUGUCAAAAAGAAGAUAAACACUACAUUUUGUACAAAAAAUACCAAAAGGGUCAAUUUUUUACCAAUCAGAUCAAUCUUGACCUCUUUAACCAAGUUAAACAAAAAUUUUUUAAAAUUGUUACCUAAUUUAUAAAAAUUUCUACCUAAUUUACUAAAUUUGUUACCUAAUUUUCGAAACUUGUUACCUAAAUUAACAUUACCAAUAUCUCCAGCCUAUCAGCCGCAACAUUCCUCUUCAGUGCUGGCCUCGUCCUGGUCGCAGCAUUUGGAAUACUGUUCGAGGAUGAACAAUGUAAAGCAUCCGACCGGCUGUCAAUAACCAAGAUUCGGUUCGUCUUCGAAACAACCGCCGCAUUUAUGACAUCUCUGCUGUUUUUGGGUUCGGGAGUAUCGUUAAAUGCCAAAAGUAGAUAUGGAGUGUCGCCGGAAGUGCCGGCUACACCAAUUUAUCAGAUACAUCCGCCCAGCUUCAGCACGCUAUACCCUCCACCCCCGCCCACCUAUCAACAAAGCCAACGUGAACAUCGACGCAAUUUGAGUCAAGGAGCGGCUUGA
Molecule: messenger RNA, 1211 nt
Organism: Bursaphelenchus okinawaensis
Lineage: Eukaryota; Metazoa; Nematoda; Chromadorea; Rhabditida; Aphelenchoididae
Source: the annotation of a GenBank genome assembly